This is a messenger RNA of Olea europaea var. sylvestris, 834 nucleotides long. RefSeq names its product syntaxin-112-like. The coding region runs from base 1 to 612 and encodes 203 amino acids. Lineage: Eukaryota; Viridiplantae; Streptophyta; Magnoliopsida; Lamiales; Oleaceae. Gene Ontology annotation, biological process: intracellular protein transport; vesicle fusion; exocytosis. Gene Ontology annotation, molecular function: SNARE binding; SNAP receptor activity. Gene Ontology annotation, cellular component: endomembrane system; plasma membrane; SNARE complex. The transcript has a single exon. The record is from RefSeq and is a predicted model, not a curated record.
AUGGUCACUCUUCUUAGAAAGGCGAGAAUCAUCAAAACGAGAUUGGAACUGCUCGAUAAAUCCAAUAUGGCUAAUCGUAGUGUAUCUGCAUAUAAAGAAGGAAGUCCUGUUGAUCGGACAAGAAUUUCGGUUACUCAUGGUCUUAGAGUGAAAUUGAAAGAUCUGAUGAAUGAUUUUCAGUCUCUUAGGGAGCAGAUUGUUAACGAGCACAAAGAAGGGCUUAAGAGGAAAUAUUAUACUGUAACCGGAGAGAUACCGAGUGAGGAAAUGAUUGAAAAGAUGCUUUCAGGGGCCGAACCCGUGCAAAUUUUCGAGGGUAAAGAAGAUUUAGCGAUGGAAAAUCAAGAAAGGAAUGAAUCUGUGAAGGAAAUACAGAGAAGCUUGGUUGAGCUCCACCAAGUGUUUCUUGACAUGGCCGUGUUGGUCGAGACACAGGGUGAACAAAUGAAUAACAUCGAGCAGAGUGUGGUGAAUGCCAGAUCGUAUAUCAGUGGAGGGACAAAAGAACUUGAUCGUGCUAAACAGAUGAAGAACGCAAGGACUUGGUCUUGUUGGAUUGGUGCAGUGGUUUUGGUGUUCAUAUUAGUAUGCCUCAUAGCAAUUUUAUUCUAAGAAGUUUCAGAAACCUGGUACGUUGGGUUUUGACACAGCAUAUUAUAGAUGUGAGGAAUUUUUCUAUGUUUUCACUUUGAGCACAAUUUAUUUGAUGAUUUCUGUUCAUCAUUUACCUUCAUUAGUACAGGUGCUUUGCCUUUUGUAUUCCUCUCAAAAGGUUUCUGCCCAUGUUCCUUUAUAGAUUUCUUAUAUGAAAUGUUACACAUUGCUUUGGGAUCA